Molecule: messenger RNA, 1316 nt
Organism: Chara braunii
Lineage: Eukaryota; Viridiplantae; Streptophyta; Charophyceae; Charales; Characeae
Source: the annotation of a GenBank genome assembly
UCGGCAAUUUGCUGUGAAGUAGAGGGGGAGAAGCUUGGUGAGCGGGAAAAAGAAAAAAAAAAGUAGAAAAGAACUUUGGCGAGAGGGAGAUGGAUUGGAAAUCGACGUUCCGUUUCAACUUCAGCUUUCGAAACAACAGUUUGCGAUCCUCGAGCAAGGCGGAGAAGUUGAUUCCAGCAGAUGACGAAAGAGAUGGUGGUUCAUCUCCCUCUGCUGUGCCUGCGCGGGAAGUUUUGUCGACAGAGGCAAUUGCUAGCAGCUUGGCUCCUGAGACGAUAACCUUGCACCGUGGCCUUACGCUUCUCAAGGGUCGUGUUUCAUCAUCAGAGUUUUCUCAUCUCGGAUGCUCUCACUCAGAUCUGAUUCCCGGCAAAUAUGAAGGUGGGAUGAAACUAUGGGAGUGCACAAUCGACCUGAUCGAAACACUGCGGCAAGAGCUUCAGGACGGACGGCUGUCCUUCAGGGGCAAAGAUGUGCUGGAGUUGGGCUGCGGACAUGGCCUCCCUGGCAUCUUGGCAUGCAUCAAGGGUGCACGCAGUGUUCACUUCCAGGACUUCAAUGUUGAUGUUCUUCGUGCACUGACUAUUCCCAAUGUGGAGAGAAAUCUUGAACAUGCGAAAAUCCAAGCUCCUCGUCCAAGUGAUGGUCCGGUGAGACUAACGCCGACAAGAAAGCCCAGAGUUCGAUACUUUGCCGGUGACUGGUCGGAUGUCGGCCGCUUGCUCUCGAUCUCCGAGCGCGGUGCCUCUGCUACGGCUAUGGUGGAGAUGGCACAAGAGCAAAUGGGCCCAUCGUCUGCUGAGGCAACAGUGACGUCCGGCAGAGACAAAGUUUUGCAUACAUCUCCGCUCGCAAGCUUAUCCGCAAGUUCAUCAAACGACAGGGAAGGCGUUCCACAGGAGCCACAGAAAGGCUUUGCUGGGCCUCUUGAGGGCAUUGUUGCGGAGGAGGUCGGACCGAAUUGUGAGAGGGACGUUGUUGCCGAUAGAAGCCCCGACGGCAGCGAUGAAGUCAACGUCGAAGGUGACAGAGCAGAAGGAGAUGAAAAAAAUCGCAACGAUGCGGCACCACUGGCACAAGAGCCUUGCCGUUACGACGUCAUACUGAUGUCCGAAACGGUUUAUUCGCCUGCGUCCUUGCCGAAAUUGUACGCGCUUCUGAAGAAGGUGAGCACCGUGAAUGUACUUGACAUCAGACUGUUUGAUUGUCGCCCCCAACUGUUCAUCUCUUUCACUACCUUCUGCAAAGUGGGAGUCUAGGGGAAAAAGAGGAGGAGGAGGAGUCCAAAAGGUAGCGAAUAAACUUGUGUUCCACAG